CGUCCGGGGCGGGGCGGGGAGGGGCAGGGCCCCGGCGGCGGGCGGCCGGCGGAGCGCGAAAGCGGGUCACGCUUCCUCCUUCCCUCCCCGUCCCUUCUUCUCCUCCCACCUGGGCCUCUGCGUGGGGACGCGCACCUGGCAACUGGCGGCCGAGUUCCGCCGCGCCCCCGGCUUCUCCGCUCAGGCUGGGCGCCCCGCGCCUGUCCUGCACCCGAGCCGGCCCCCUGCGCCCGCCCCUCGCCCGCGGCUGCAGCCGCGUUCGCUGGCGGCGGCCUCGAGCGUUCGCUCGUUGAUGCCGUUUUGGGGGUGACCCCGCGUGGCGGUGGCGCGUCCGCGGUGGGGGCGGGUUAGUGGCCGCGGCUUUCCGGGACGUGGGGUGCGCGGCUGCGGGGCGGCAGGGUGGCCAGGCGGCGAGACCCCGCGCGCAGCUCGGGUUUCGGGACUCCGGAGGCGAGUGCCACGGCCGCGCGGGAGCGGGAGAUGUGGGAGCUCAGGCACCGGGGAGGCUGCCCCAGCCCCGGGGGAGCGGUGGCGCCGCCACCCCGCGAGGGAGAGGCAGCAGGCGGCGACCACGAAACCGAGAGCACCAGUGACAAAGAAACAGAUAUUGAUGACAGAUAUGGAGAUUUGGAUUCCAGAACAGAUUCUGAUAUUCCAGACAUUCCACCAUCCUCGGAUAGAACCCCUGAGAUCCUCAAGAGAGCUCUCUCUGGUUUGUCUUCAAGGUGGAAAAACUGGUGGAUUCGUGGAAUUCUUACUCUAACUAUGAUUUCAUUGUUUUUCCUGGUCAUCUAUAUGGGAUCCUUUAUGCUGAUGCUUCUUGUUCUAGGCAUCCAAGUGAAAUGCUUCCAUGAAAUCAUCACUAUAGGUUACAGAGUCUACCGUUCUUAUGACCUACCUUGGUUUAGAACACUCAGCUGGUAUUUUCUACUGUGCGUAAACUACUUUUUCUAUGGAGAGACUGUAGCUGAUUACUUUGCUACAUUUGUUCAAAGAGAAGAGCAGCUUCAGUUCCUCAUUCGCUACCACAGAUUUAUAUCCUUUGCCCUCUAUCUGGCAGGUUUCUGCAUGUUUGUGCUAAGCCUUGUGAAGAAACAUUAUCGCCUGCAGUUUUAUAUGUUGUCUCCUAAGAAGACUUGGGAAGGAUUCAUUGGCGGUUUCUUUUCCACAGUUGUGUUUGGAUUCAUUGCCGCCUACGUGUUAUCCAAAUACCAGUACUUUGUCUGCCCAGUGGAAUAUCGCAGUGACAUCAACUCCUUCGUUACAGAAUGUGAACCCUCAGAACUUUUCCAGCUUCAGAGCUACUCACUGCCUACCUCGCUGAAGGCCGUGUUAAGACAGGAAGCUGUGAGCUUGUAUCCUUUCCAGAUACACAGCAUCGCUCUUUCCACGUUUGCAUCUUUGAUUGGCCCAUUUGGAGGCUUCUUUGCCAGCGGAUUCAAAAGAGCUUUCAAAAUCAAGGAUUUUGCGAACACCAUUCCUGGCCAUGGCGGAAUAAUGGACCGAUUUGAUUGUCAGUAUUUGAUGGCGACUUUUGUGCAUGUGUACAUCACAAGUUUUAUAAGGGGUCCAAAUCCCAGCAAAGUGCUACAGCAGUUGUUGGUGCUUCAACCAGAACAGCAGUUAAAUAUAUAUAAAACGCUGAAGAUUCAUCUCAUUGAGAAAGGAAUCCUACAGCCAACCUUGAAGGUAUAACUGGACCCAGAGAGAGAAGGACUGACAAUAAAGAAUUGUACAGAAAGGCACUGACAGAUGACAUUUUGUAGUUGUACAGAAACAUGGUUGAAAAGGCAAUAGAUUGAAUUUUUACAGACAUGAAUGUUUCUUCUCUGAAAUUACUGUGAAUAUUUAACACUUACUUGAUCUAAGUUAUGAAAAUAAGUAGCAAAUUGCCGGCAAAAUAUCCUGUACUUUUUCUAAAGUGUAUUUUCCAAUGUUAACUUCCUUCCCAUUACUUGCUAGUUUUCAUCACUUAAAAGACUUGUGUUUUAAAGAGUCAAACACUCUAAAGUGAGUACAUCGAAGCCCUCUUGAGGCUGCACCUGGCAGGGUGCCCUUUGCACAAAUAUUUACUUUUAUACUUGGAGCUGCUCUUCAUUUCAACAAAAUGUUUUAUGUAAGGCACAACAGGAAGUUCGUUCUCCUGCACUUCCUCCUCUUGAAGGCUGGAGUCUUUUCUGAAGGGCUGAGUUGGCUCCAAAAGAGAAAGAUUAUCCACUUUUUAAAAGAAAGAAGUAGUCCGUUGCCAGAGGAAAAACAUUCCACUUUUGGUAGGUUUGAAAUUCAAGAGCAAGAGGCAUAAAUCUCUACCAUCCUUGGUUUGGAGAAAGGGCAGACAUCCGAGUCUUCUUUGGAAAAACGUGACCUUCGCAGAAACUUUUCAAGAGAAAGGAGAAUUCUGCCCCGAGGAACCUGAUGGGCACCCCCCGCCCCCGCCCCGAUGUUCUCAGGAGGCAGCGCUGGACGGUGACAGAAGCACAGCCACCUCCCCUCUCCACUGGCUUCUGUGCAGUUGUCUCGCUGUGAGCCGGUUGCCCUGAGUUCUGUAGCCGUGGACGUGUAAGGUCAGCAUCGAGGGUCAUGGGUACGGGCGGGGGGCAGGUGCUGAGCAAGGGUGCUCAUCCUGGGAUGAGGCCCUGCCCGCCUGUGUCCCGGGCCCCUGCCUGCUGCUUCCCGCGCAGCCCUCUGGACAGUCGCGGCGGAAGACGCGGGAUCUGCCUGGAAACCAAACCCCGGAUGAAACCCAUGGUAGCAGUUAAUCGUCGUCACUCGCCUCUUUCACAUCCUGUCCCCAAGCGGAAGCCGUCCCCUAAUACGGCGUUUUUUUCUUCCGAUGAUGAAAAUCAAGCAGAAGUGAUUUCCACCAAGAACAAAAAGCACACAAUUCCGUUGGUGGACUGGACCCUGUAACCAGAUGAGAAUAAAUUUCUUGUCAGUGGUUAUGAAUGAGCUCCUGUUGCCCUGUGCUCUCUGCAGCCGUAUUUAUUGUACGGAACAGUCAGCCCGAAAACCUUCCAAAAUCGCCCAGGGCUCCGUGACUAAAUGUUUGGAGAGGAGAAACCGAGAUAUUUUAAGAAUGAUUUGCUAAUGAAAGGAGUAAAUAUUUUCAUUUAAAUCCGAAACAGAUUUCAGUUAUUUCGUAUUUCUGUUCUCCUCCUCUAUUUAAAAUGACAGAAUUGCAGCUGUGCCUGGUUCCCCAGAUGUCGUCUGUAACCAGUAGCCUGAUUGUGGUACAUGCAGUGAAACUCCGUCCCAAGAGCCUGAUUUCUCGGCUGGCGUACACACUCGUUCAGUUCAUCCCCGCUGGAUGUGUUCGGUCAGCGUUGUCUCACACUAUUCCAUAAAAACCCAGAAGUGGCAUUGGAGAUGUUACCACGGAAGGGAGUGAUCACUUUUAAAAUCGCACUACGUUCAAGUUAAUUUUCAACCUCGCUCAUUUUUACUCUCCUCAUUAAAAGCGCCACGUGUCAAUCAUAAAAGAAUCUACUUACCAAAGUUUAAAAAAUAAAAUGAAAAAUUUCUAGCAGGAACUUAUGUUGGAGACUUGGUGAUUUGCACAAUAAGAACUUCUCAGAGAUGUGCAGUUCUCUCUGCAUUUUUCUUUAAAGUGGUACAGUGAGGCACUGCAAUAUAGAAUUAUGAGAGCAUUACUGAAUAUGUGUAUUAUAAAAUCAAUAAUAUAAACAAAAUUUGAAGCUAGAACUAUUUGGGGCCACCGUAAUAGCUAUCCUCAAAUACACUUUUAGAGUUGGGUGUACAUUCUAUGUGUAAAAAAGUAAAUUCUUCGUUUUAACAGAACUCUGAAGAUUGACCUUUUUAGUGUACUUUUAUAGCAUGUAAAUUAAAAUAGAAUAUAUUUUGGCAAGAAUAUACUUUAGCAAAGAUUGCCAUAAACCCCUUUGAUCAUUUUUAUAUUUGCACUGUGAAGAGGGUUUAAAUUUCAGUGUAGCGAGGUGGUGGCAGAGGAAUGAAAGACGAGGAACUUCCUUUACAGUGACGGUUAUUCGGGGAGGUCCUGAAAUGGUACUAACCGCUUAGUACACGUGUUUUCUCAGUGCUUUUCCCCUGGUGAUGGUGUGUAUACAUUUACUGUCUGAGAAUAAAAAGACCCCACCCACACGCUCUUUUGUUUUCAUUUACAGUAUCUCUUUGUUUAAAAUUUGGUUUGAACAAAGUAUCACUUUGUUCAUGGGAAAAGAAGAGAUUAUAAAAGAAGAGACAGUGUAUAUAUAUACACACACACUGUAUGUGUCUAGGAGAUGGCUUCUGAUAUGUGUCAAUCAGUUCUCUGAGUCUGUUUCUAUAACUGAGACAGGAAAAUAAAAGGGAAACAAAUCACA
Messenger RNA from Sus scrofa (pig), 4340 nucleotides. The record is from RefSeq and is a predicted model, not a curated record. Lineage: Eukaryota; Metazoa; Chordata; Mammalia; Artiodactyla; Suidae.